CUUGUAGGCGACAUUCAUCACAAGACAAGUUCUUUCUUAUUAUCGUAGUGAAAUUAUAUUUUUGUUUAUUGUUAAAAAUAGAAUUAUUUUCUCUUGUGACUUUUUUUUUUCUUUCUCAAAUUCGAACUCCUAUCUGAAAAACGUGCCGACUGAGAAAGAACUUGGUAAAAAAAAGUACAGAAAAAUAUAUAAAAGUCUCUCUGGGAUUCUGAAGGAGACUAAUUUUCGCCGCACGAAAAUCCUACUGUCCGAGUCUAACGAAAAUUAUAAGAAAAAAAACCUGUGAUAAUAUUUCAUCUCAUCUGACGAUCUGUGAUCUUCAAGUCGUGCGAAAAACGUUUUCAAACACGCAGCUAUCACAAGAUUACACUUUUGAAAGACGUAAACAUAUUUUUUAUUAAAUUCGGAAAAUUUUCUUUCGCGACGUUUGGCAAAGCGACGUUUUCGUCACAAUUUAAAAGAAGAAAAAAAAGUUCUUUGUCUUAAAUCAAUAUGGUAUCAUCAAGAAAUAACCACCGGAACGGUCACGUUUUAGUAGGAAAUCAUCAGACACAAAUGGAGAGUGGUGAUAACGAUGCUGCUAUCAAUAAAUCUCCUGGUGUAGGAACACGACAUUAUGUGUCAUUUAUGCUAUUUUUGGGGAUGGCUAAUGCAUAUAUCAUGCGAACGAACAUGUCAGUAGCUAUAGUCGCUAUGGUUAAUCACACAGCUAUUCAUUCAGAUUCAGAUAUAUUCGAUGAUGAAUGUCCUGACACAGACUAUGGUAAUUCAACGCAUGAUCAAAUGCAGGAUGGAGAGUUUGAUUGGUCAACGAAAAAACAGGGUUGGAUUUUAUCUUCAUUUUUCUACGGCUAUGUCAUAACACAGAUUCCUUUUGGAAUUUUGGCUAAGAAAUAUGGAAGUUUGGGGUUCUUAGGCUGGGGAAUGUUCAUAAAUAGUGUAUUCGGAUUUUUAGUCCCAGUGUCAGCACACAUGGGUGUCACAUGGCUGAUUAUCGUGAGAUUCAUUCAAGGUCUAGGAGAAGGACCAAUUGUGCCAUGUACGCACGCUCUUUUAGCGAAAUGGAUUCCUCCAAAUGAGAGAAGUCGUCUUGGAGCUAUGGUAUAUGCGGGUGCGCAAUUUGGAACAAUUAUAUCAAUGCCAUUAUCAGGAAUACUUGCUCAGUAUUCUUGGCCUUCUAUAUUUUAUGUCUUUGGUGCUAUGGGUGUGGUGUGGAGUAUUAUCUUCCUAUGGACUGUAUAUGAAGAACCUCAAGCAUGUCCGAAAAUUGAUGCAGAGGAAAAAGAAUUUAUUGUCAAGGCUAUUUGGGGCAAUGAGGCUGUUAAUCGAUCACCUGAAAUUCCAUGGAUGUCUGUAUUAACGUCAAUGCCAUUUUAUGCAAUUUUAUUUGCACAUAUGGCUCAAAAUUAUGGCUAUGAAUUCCUCAUGACAGAAUUACCAACUUAUAUGAAACAAGUUUUGAGGUUUUCAAUCACAGAAAACGGUGUAUUAAGCUCCGUUCCAUAUUUAGGAAUGUGGAUCUCAUCUAUAUUACUUUCAAUGGUAGCUGACUGGCUCAUCUCCACUAAUAAACUUUCUAUUACAAAAACAAGAAAAAUUUUCAAUUCAAUUGGUCAAUUUGGACCAGCUAUUUGUUUAGCGGCUGUAUCAUAUACGGGAUGUAAUAGAGCUUUGACUGUUUUCCUACUCACACUCGGUAUUAGUUUGAAUGGUGGUAUAUACAGUGGCUUUAAGAUAAAUCAUUUGGAUAUUUCACCUCGUUAUGCAGGAAUUUUGAUGAGUUUGACUAAUGCAUCUGCAAAUAUGGCAGGUUUACUGGCUCCUAUUACAUGUGGUUAUAUAAUAGAAGGAAAGCCAACAAUAGCGCAGUGGCGGAUUGUAUUUUUGAUUGCAUCUACCAUUUAUGGUAUAUGUGCAGUAUUCUACAUCUUGUUUGGUAAAGGUAAAAGACAGCCUUGGGAUAAUCCAUCAAACGAUGUUGUGGUUUACUUUCCGAAAAAUGAAAACAUCUCACAAGAGACUAAUCGUAUGUUAAAUAAUAAUAAACAGCAAGUGAGGCAAUAACAUCAAGAUAGUGAAUUAAUGCCUGACGAGAAUUUCGUAGAACUUAAUUAUAAUUUUCAAGACGAUCUACUUAAUUAUGUUGAUGAAACUUAAAUCUUUCUAUUUGAAACUUGAUAUUUAAGCAUCAACAAAGGCUCAUUUUUCUAUAUAUUGGAACUUGUGGACAUAAGCAAAUUUUCAUAAUUAGUAAUGAAAAUAAAAUUGCGCUUCUAAAUUCAGUUUUAUAAGUUAGUCAAUCACAUUGUUUCGGUUCUUAAGCUGGUUCUUAAAAACAAUUUUGCGAUAGUUUUUUAAAUUCACGCCAGCAAGAUGCACUUAAAGGAAAUAAUAAUAAUUUAAAACCUAGA
This is a messenger RNA of Chironomus riparius, 2411 nucleotides long. NCBI's taxonomy places the organism in Eukaryota, Metazoa, Arthropoda, Insecta, Diptera, Chironomidae. The record is from the annotation of a GenBank genome assembly.